AAAAUAUAUUAAGAAGUGAAGAUUAUACAAAGCUUUAUAUUAAGAAGUGAAGUAAUUUCGUUACGUGGAGUUAUAUAUUUUUACCUAGUAAGAUCUUAUUACAAUGUAUAUUCAAAUUUUAUAGCCAAUAAUUAAUUACCUUUUAGAACAUAUACCUAUUAAUUAUCUAUUAGGUAUGUUGUCAAACAAGAUGUCUUCUCUUAGCGAAACAAUGUGAACUUAUAACAUUAUCAGAAAUGUUUGUUAGGAAGUAAUUUUUAGUGAUUGGAUUAAAAAUCAACAAUGAAUGGGGAUCAGUAAUUAUAUAUGGCAUAAUGGCUAUUCAUAAUGAUACAGUAAACUUUUGCGAUGAGAAUAAACACCUCGAUGUAAGUGUCGUGGAAGAGAUCAAUGGCCUGGAGAUAGUCGAAGAUACUUCGGACAGUGAGGAUGGGCCAGAACAGACGGUGUCUAAUGCGGUCUCUGCCAUCUCUAGGCCUAACGUGCCGCCUGUGUUCGGCUCUGUUACCGUAAGCAACUCAGAGAACGUCCAGUUUGGAAACAAUACAUAUUUCCAAGGUCCCGUUGUCAUAAAGCAAAUUAUUCAUAAUAAAUCUGGCAUUGAAAAUGUCUCAUACGAUAGAACCGGUGAUGAGAAUGUUUCACCACCACAUAAAAGCCAGAAAGAUCCUGAUAUUGACAAUGAUUCUCAAAAAUUUGUUCUCAAGACAUGGCACAAACUGACAAUAGCUUUAACUGCCUUAGUGGUACUAAUCAGUUGUGCCAUAGUGUUUGGCAUACCUAAAGGGUCAAAUGGACCUUUUCAUGAGCACUCAAGCAGACUGGUGGCGGGCUCAUGUCAUGAAUACUCAUCAGAACUUAGACUGGUCGCGAUUGUUGUGACACCACUCAUUUCGGCGUGGCUAUCGUACUGUCUACUAACCAUGAAUUUGCGGUUUUCGUUUAGAUUCCUAAGGUGGCAUGCAGUGAAUAGGACCGCUAAAAAGAAACCAAAAGAUAUAGCAGGCGCGCCAGGAGAUCUGCUGAUAGCUCCUAAUCAUUUGAGGAUCGUGUCGCGGAUGGAGUGGUUGGCUCAGCCGGAAACAGGGCCUCUGGAUAAGCUACGGCUGCCAGCUCCGUGGGUCGUUAUUACUCACACGGCUACCAACUUUUGUUACAACCAGAGCAGCUGCGUGUACAACGUGCGGCUUGUGCAGGAGUACCACAUCGGGUCGCGCGGGUGGUACGACAUCGGCUACAACUUCCUCGUCGGCGGCGACGGCUCCGCCUACUGCGGCCGCGGCUGGGACUUCGAGGGCGCCCACACGCUCGGCUACAACAAGUACAGUAUCGGCAUCGCCUUCAUAGGCACCUUCUCCCAGGAGGCCCCGCCUCAGAAACAGCUCGAUGCCUGCAAGAAACUCAUCCACCUAGGCGUCGCUUCUGGUAAAAUCGCCAAAGACUACAAACUGUUUGCCCAUAGUCAACUGACGGCGUGGGAGAGCCCCGGAAAGAAGCUCGUCGAAAUACUGCGCGAGUGGCCACAUUUUGUUAAAGACACGAGCCAAUUGGAGUCUCUCUUGCCAAAAUAUUGAAUAGAAUGUGAUUCUUUGUCUGUGCCACUGUAAGUUUAGCUGAUUUGUAAAAGUCGUGACCUUAGUGUAGGCCGCGCACUGUUUAACUGAUAAUGAUAAGGGAAAUCUCCGAAGACAAGUGUUUGUUACCUAGUCAUAUCACUAGUAUAAAUAAUGAACUUUAGAAUUUGAAUUCCGUUUAAGUCUUGUAAGAUGUAGAUGAUGAUACAUAGCAUCAUCUUCAUCAGGUUAUCUCCUAUUACUAGUAUACUCGCAGGAACAGACUAUAACUCGUACCUCCUCUCUAAACAUGUAACUGUGAUGAAUUUGGUACGAUGUACCAAAACUAAAGAGUAACCAAAUGAAAUUAAUUUAGUUACAGACCAUCGACUGUAUUAUAUUGUAGUAAUGAGUAAGAUUGUUCUAUAAUUCGUUCUAAAACAUGGGGAAAAACUUAACACAAUAUAAUUUCACUGGUUCUGAAGCUUUACUCCUUGUGAAGCGUCCACUGAACGGCGGCACUAAAAGGGCCCACUGGCUCAGUCCGUCGGAUGAUAUCGGCCUGUCAGUUAGAACAAAAAAUUGACAGUUCCGAACAACUGACAUGCCGAUAUUGUCCGGCGGACUGAUAGUCAGGGGCCCCUUUGGGAUCCCUUAUGGCUUUAUUAAUAUUCUUGUUAUUUGCAUGCAGUAUCGCGAUUGUUUUUGGUGAAUUUUCUUAUUGACAUGUGUCCCACUUCUUUUAUUGCCUUGCCGUAUAUAUUUGAAUACCCGACAAGGAGGUCAGAAUAGAUACUUAAUAAAAAGGUGUUUAUAUGUGGCGCAAACGCAAUACCUGUACAGUUAUACCAUGAUCGUUACUUAAGUUUUAUCUAAAUGCUUAUUCUAUUAUUGGGUUUAAGAACAUUAUAUCCACCACAUCCGUCGUAGACACAGCCAUAAAACUGUUUAUUUAUGAUCGAGAAGAAGGAAAAUCUUCAGUCGUCAAUCUUCAUGUAUCAGUCGGAUUUUGAGCAAUAUACUUCGUGCCAAGCAAUAUAGUCAAGCAAAAGAUACAUAAAAAAAUGUGUAAUGUACAUGAAAUUGAAUAUGUAGUACCUAUAUUACUAUGAUGGACAGAAAUUACACAUUCAUACAAGUAAAAUAUCUUGAUAUGACUUUGUUUUUCUAGAUUCGCGAGCUCUCUUACAAUUUACAUGCUGUAUAGCGUAGAUCGUUUCUCAAAAUUUUAGUUUUAAGUUCAAUACGUAUUGAAUUUUUUUUUCUCUAACAUGACACGAUAUAUGAUAAAAAUGCAUCUAUCAGAAAUACAUGAACAUUGUCACAACGACUCUUAGAGACAACUCGCAUAUAAAAGUUAACAGCAUUGCGUUUACGAUUCUGAAGUCUAAUCUCGUAUUUUAUUUAAUAAGAAUAGUUUAGUUGCAUUUUUAUUUACAUGAUCCGUAAAUAAUAUAAUAGUCUUUAAGAAAAAGAAAAACUUAACGAAGUUAUUCAUAAACGCGGUACAAGACACAAUUAGCUAAUAAUCAUUUGUCUAUCUGUCAUUUUGACUUAUGUAUUUUUAAAAAGGUAUAAAACACAUAUUAGCUAAUUGAGGCUUGUAAAGUUUUAUGAAUAAAUGGGUUAGGUAUUGUAUUAAAUAAUGUAGUAAAGUGUAAAAUUAUGAGACUAACUACGACAAAUAUUUUAAGUUAGUAUUAUUACAUUACUUAUGUAAAUAUUAGAUAGUCUAUAUGCAAUUGAUAUUCUAUUAUUUGUAUAAAAAAUGCUGACCUGUAAAAACGCUUUAUAUGAUACGAUUAUUAGGCGUGGCAUAUUUGCAGAAUGUCUAAAUUAUUAAAUUUAAUUCUUUGUUAGGUUUUACAAUUUUUACAACAUGUAUUGUUAAUAUAAGUAGGGUAAACUACUCCACCCCACCAAAGUUUGGCACUUACAGCCUUAUUUUGAAGCAUUAGUGGUGUCUUUUCUUAAAAAUAUGAGUCAACGGCUCGCUGUACUGCCAUAAGGAAGCAAUUAGAGAUCUUGUUACAACCAACAAUAUGGCAAGUCUUAUUUCUCUGCAAUGUCGGCAGCAGGAAACUACUGAAACCUAGUACAAGUAAAAAUUAGGAAUUGCAGGAAAGCUAGUAGUAUAAAGCUAGUACUACGUUUAAAAUUAUAAGAUCUGUCGGUAUGGCAGUGUAAGUAGUGCAUAAAAUACCGAUAGUUUAACUAAAGUGAAAUCCGAAAUUGUUUAAUGGCAAUCAAAUUGUCGCUGGAUUGAUAAACAUGUAGAUGAAAAUACGCAAACAAACCCGUGAAAAUUUUAGACUGGGAAAAUGUGAAUGUUAAUUGAGUGUAAGUAAUGGAACCGGAUCGUAAUAAAUUUGUGCUUCCACUUUUCUCUGCAGCUGACUGUACCUAUCUAUAAAGGUAUUUUAUUGAGUUUACUCUUAUUACCCAGGAAGUUGUUGUUAUAAAUUUAUAAUUUCCUCGCAUUUAUACUUAUCAAAAUAUCAUACGGGCGUAUUCCAACUAUAACUACUGUCUUACUAUUCAUCUUCUUGUAAUUCAUUGUAAUCGAAAAUAGAUUUCGUAAUUGCAAAACAAACCGCGCAGAUAGUUAUCCUACGAAUUAUUUGUGAUUUUUUGGCAUACUACAUAUUUCUGUCGCGGGUGCGUUUAAAAAAAAAACAUUAAUUGUUUUUUUUUAUGGAAAAGUGGUAAAACCAAAAUUGAUAUUUUAAAGUUUUUUAUUGAAAUGGGUUUUGCCUAUCAUUGUAAUGCUAAACUAUGAAUUACAAACGAUUUGGUUUAAAAAAAGUUGUUAUGAUUUUAUAAAAAUGUAUAGAGCUGGAACCAUAGACAUAGUAUAAUAUAAGUAGUUAUAGACGCGCCACCGAGCGACCGGGGGUAAGAGAAAGAAUAUUCAUAUAAAAUUUGGGCAGCAUAGGAUUUUCUCUCUUCCACUCUUAUAAGUUUCGGUAUUUCGCCAUCGCCUCCUACCUAUGAUGCCACCCGGUCGGUGAUAAGGACAAAGCAUGGCACUAUUUUAGUAUUUUCUCUUUCCUCUUAUAGGAAUCGCAAUAAGACUAUCUUUCUCUAUCAAAGAGUGUCAGGCCCUUGGCUGGAACUAAAAAUCAUAACUCGACACUUUGUGCCAAUUGCCAAAUCGUCCCAAAUUCAAAAGUUACCAUAACAAUGCUGGGCAGAACCUAUUUCAAUAAAAUAAAAUAAAUAACAACUUUAGUUUCUAUGUCAAUGAGAGCCGAAUUUCAGCACACAGUGCGCCAGGGAGCCAUUAACUUAGCUUUUUGUCUUGAGGUAAUAUAUGUAACUUAAUUAAUCUCCCUAAAGCGACUAUUCACGAUGUUGGUGUACAGACCUUCUAUUUUUCUAUGUGCUAUAUCGGCUGUGGAAUACUGUAUUGUUCUACUUGUAUUGCUUAUUAAGUUCGUCUUUUUACUAGACCAUCAUACUAAUGCAACUAUGUAUAAUUGAUAUUGUUACUGGGGCUGCGAUGAAUAAAUCCAUUAUUCAAUACGUAUGAUGUGCCUAAAGUCAAGGAUCUCCUAAUAUCGGUCACCGGUAUUGUAUGUAAAACAUGGCCGUCAUUAGGGACGGACCUCCUUUAAGAUAUGUACCUAUAUAUAAGUACCAAGUAUGUGAUACUAGACUUUUGGCUAUCCGUACGAUGACAAAAGUAGAAUUUUAUAUUGUCAAAUUUAAAAAAAAUCAUGGAUUUGAA
Molecule: messenger RNA, 5283 nt
Organism: Cydia strobilella
Lineage: Eukaryota; Metazoa; Arthropoda; Insecta; Lepidoptera; Tortricidae
Product: peptidoglycan-recognition protein LE-like
Exons: 5
Coding region: 315-1574 (419 amino acids)
Biological process (GO): peptidoglycan catabolic process
Molecular function (GO): zinc ion binding; N-acetylmuramoyl-L-alanine amidase activity
Source: RefSeq, a predicted model, not a curated record